AUGGCUCCCCAAGAAGAAGCAUUCAGUAUUCGUGAAAAAGGCCUUGUGUGGCCCAGCAGGUUUAACCAGGCACAGCCCCUUUCUCUUUGUAAUGACCAUUGCCAUUUGGGAUAUCAUAAGGCAAAGAAGGAAGGAGAGCCAUUUUGCUGCUAUGAUUGCCUUCCAUGUCCGGAAGGAAAGAUUUCCAACCAGACAGACAUGGAUGAAUGCUUUCAGUGCCCACCAGAUCAUUACCGAAACGUGGAAAAAGAUUCAUGCAUUCCAAAAUAUAUAAGUUUCUUGUCUUAUGGAGAACUCCUGGGGAUCUCUUUGGCCUGUUUUGCUCUCUCUUUUGCUUUUAUCACAGGGUUGGUGCUGUGGAUUUUCAUUAGGCACCGGGACACUCCCAUAGUCAAAGCCAACAACCGCAACCUCUCCUACACUCUCCUCAUCUCCCUCUUGUUCUCCUUCCUUUGUGCUCUUCUAUUCAUUGGUCAACCUGAGAAAGUGACGUGUCUCCUUCGACAAACAGCUUUUGGCAUCAUCUUUUCAGUGGCAGUUUCUUGUGUGUUGACAAAGACAAUCAUUGUGGUCCUUGCUUUCAUGGUCACCAAACCAGGGUCCAGCAUGAGGAAAUGGGUGGGGAAACAACAGGCCACCUCCAUUGUUCUUUCCUGUUCCUUGAUUCAAGCUGCUCUUUGUACUGUGUGGCUGGCAACUUUCCCCCCAUUCCCAGAUUUAGACAUGCACUCAAUGAAUAAAGAAAUUGUUUUGCAAUGUAAUGAAGGGUCAGUCACCAUGUUCUACUGUGUCUUGGGGUUUAUGGGCUUGCUGGCCAUUGUCAGCUUCUCUGUAGCCUUCCUAGCCAGGAAGUUACCUGACAGUUUUAAUGAAGCCAAGUUUAUCACCUUCAGCAUGUUGGUUUUUUGCAGUGUGUGGCUUUCAUUUGUUCCAAGCUAUCUGAGCACAAAAGGAAAAUUCAUGGUGGCUGUGGAGAUCUUCUCCAUCUUGGCCUCCAGUGCUGGGUUACUGGGUUGUAUCUUUUCCCCAAAAUGUUAUAUUAUUGUCCUGAGGCCGGAAUUGAACAGCAGAGAGCAGCUAAAAAGAACAAGUUAA
Molecule: messenger RNA, 1095 nt
Organism: Podarcis raffonei (Aeolian wall lizard)
Lineage: Eukaryota; Metazoa; Chordata; Lepidosauria; Squamata; Lacertidae
Product: vomeronasal type-2 receptor 26-like
Exons: 3
Coding region: 1-1095 (364 amino acids)
Biological process (GO): G protein-coupled receptor signaling pathway
Cellular component (GO): membrane
Molecular function (GO): G protein-coupled receptor activity
Source: RefSeq, a predicted model, not a curated record